Arabidopsis arenosa is the source of this 1683-nucleotide messenger RNA. Lineage: Eukaryota; Viridiplantae; Streptophyta; Magnoliopsida; Brassicales; Brassicaceae. The record is from the annotation of a GenBank genome assembly.
UUUACCUUCUUCUUCUAAUCAUCUUCUCUCUAUCCUUGGCUUCUUCGCAUUCCGAUCUUUAGGGUUUCGGAGAAAUGGCGAAAUCGAACAGAUCCAAGACUUCAGAGCGUAUAAUAGGCAAUGGUGAAGUUACUCCGAUUCAAGUCGCCUUCCUCGUCGAUCGAUACCUUUGCGAUAAUCGCUUUUUAAAAACCCGAUCUCUUUUCAGAUCUGAAGCUUCUUCUCUCAUCUCCAAUUCACCUGUUCGCGAAGUUCCGAAUAGUUUGUUACCUUUGAAUGAGAUUUUGAACGAAUACAUUAGUCUCAAGAAGGAGAAGAUGGCGAUGGAUCAGGAGAAAUUGAAACUGGAUCAAGAGAAAACUCGAGUUCAGAAUCUAUUAAAUGGGAUGCAAGAUGUGAUGAAUGCUUAUAACUCCACCGUCCUCGCAUCUCCUCCUCCUCCUCCGGCGAUUGCGGCCGCAGCUUCGAAGGAGGUCCAAGUGGUUGCUUCAAGUUCUAAACAGAACAAUUUCGGUGUCUCUUCUUCAGGCUGCGCCGCUUACAACACAAAUAAUGUUAUGGCAGUAUCAUUACCAGGAAACAAAAGAGUUGGGAAUUUCACAGCACCUUGUAUCAGUCAGUCUAUAACCAAAAAGCGAAAGAGUCCUGAAGUUUCUGUUGGAGCUCCUUCUGUUUCUAGGAAAGGUAUGAAAAAGAUCCCACAAGCUGAUAAGGUGACUAAUUACUUGACAUUUCAAACACCAUCUGAAAUGCAAACGCCGGUGAACAACGGUGUAGCUAAUGAGUCGUCUGAUCUUACAUCAAGUGUGGCAAAGUGUUUGUUUGACAAAUCAGGCACCUCUCCUCCGAUCAAUUCAGCUUGUCCGAGGACACCACAACAGAAAGUAUCUCCUCAGAGUGAUAAAGAAGUUACUCCUACAAACUGCACAAUUGUUACUAAGGAGAGAAUCACAGUCAGUCCUCUCAAACAAAUUGCUUCUUAUACAGUGGAAAGGAGCCAUACGGUUUCUUCUUUUUCGCCGGUUAAAUCUAAUCUGAAAACGUCGAGUAAAAGAGAUCAUGUGAAAGGAAGGCUCAACUUCGAUGACACUGAAGCCACAAUGCAUUUUGAUGCACCUGCCACUGCUGAUAUGAUUUCAACUUCCUCAUCUGGCUCUGAAGCAGAAGCUGAUUUAUUUGACAUAGAUUUCUCCAAUAUAGAUCUUCUGAGUGAAGACUUUUCAUUUUCGGAGCUACUAGUCGAUUUCGAUCUUGGUUGUGAAGGAAUGCCAGACCCUUGCCUUCCACAACCAUCUAAUUUCCACAUAGAGACUGCUUCAGGGUCAUCUCCUGAAUCAAGAAACACGAAUCUAGAGCCUGACCAGCUUGUAUCACAGUAUACAUCAACAGUAACAGAAAUGAUUCAAGGGAAAGACAUGAACACACAAGGAUCUGACUCCAUGACUACUGUUAAGUCCAUAACAAAAUGCCUACGAAUCUUAAGUCCUGCUAAGAAUUGCAGACAGAGUCACACUUGACUGAUUUGAUUCUCCGAGUUGACCACCACGCUUUUAUGCAUUUGGAGAGUCUUCAACAUUAACUUAGAUCGUUUUUUUGAAUAUAUUAUGAGAACGUAUCCCUUUGGUUAGCUCCUGACUAGUUCUAAAUGUAAGUUAUAUACAUAAUUAAAUAUUUCCUCUUUAA